This is a messenger RNA of Durio zibethinus, 2757 nucleotides long. RefSeq names its product Tetratricopeptide repeat (TPR)-like superfamily protein. The record is from RefSeq and is a predicted model, not a curated record. Gene Ontology annotation, biological process: mitochondria-nucleus signaling pathway; chloroplast-nucleus signaling pathway. Gene Ontology annotation, molecular function: protein binding. Gene Ontology annotation, cellular component: chloroplast. Lineage: Eukaryota; Viridiplantae; Streptophyta; Magnoliopsida; Malvales; Malvaceae.
AAAAAAUAAGCUUGAAUUGAGUUUUAAGUAUCAAAUUUUCAAAUAAAACCGAAUUAACCCUAAUAAUAUAUGAAGAGAUUCUGAGUCCUAAUAAAGAUUAAUAAUGCAGAAUUAUGUCACCUUUUUAUUAUAUUUUUCCAAAUACCUCAGCUUUUGGAAAUAUCUAAAACAAAAGGUUAAUAGAAAAAGUAUUUCUUUUCUUUUGUUUUCAUUCUCCUAUUGUUAAAAGAAAACAGGUUUCUUACAUUACAUAUCAUAUCUUAAGAUAUUUGUAAGUAUUUUUGUCUGCAUUAUCCUCGUUCUCUCUGCACGUUAUCUUUUGGAAAGGAAAUUCUCAACUCUCAAGCUUUCAAACUGGAAGCUCCUCUUUGUAUUCAUGCUGGUUGUUGGAAACAGUGCGCUCAACUAUGUUUAUAUUGAACCAAGAAGCCAUAGGCCUAGUUUCACAUGGGUAGCAAAGAGUUCUUCAAGUGAUGUAGCUAUUGAGAAAUGGAAACGUGAUGGUGUUUACAUUGACAAACGUGGCAAAUUGCGGACCUUUCAUCACAAAAAACUGUCCAGGAAACGAAGUGGUUCUUUAAGAGGACAAGGAUGGAAAUAUGGUUCUGGUUUUGUGGAUGGAGUUUUCCCUGUUUUGAGCCCCAUUGCUCAGCAGAUUUUGGAUUUUGUACAGAAGGAGGUUGACGCUGAUAGAGUUUGGGGUUCUCUUGAUAAUCUUUCUCCCACUCAUACUACUUGGGAUGAUCUUAUUAAUGUAGCUGUUCAACUUCGUUUGAAUAAAAAAUGGAAUCCAAUUGUGCUGCUUUGUGAAUGGAUAUUGCACAGGAGCUCCUUUCAGCUGGAUGUUAUGUGCUUCAAUUUGCUCAUAGAUGCUUAUGGACAGAAGUCUCUAUACAAGAAAGCGGAAUCUACAUACUUAGAACUUCUCGAGGCUCGAUGUGUACCAACCGAAGAUACUUAUGCCCUUCUUAUCAAGGCCUACUGCACAGCUGGGCUGAAACAAAAAGCUGAAGCUGUCUUUGCCGAGAUGAGAAAGUAUGGCCUUCCCCCAAGUGCAGUUGUUUACAAUGCUUAUAUUGAUGGGUUGAUGAAAGGAGGAAAGUCUCAAAAAGCUAUAGAAGUCUUUCAGCGGAUGAAGAGAGAUGGCUGCCAACUAUCUACUGAAACUUACACACUGAUGAUCAACUUAUACGGGAAGGCAAGCAAAUCGUAUAUGGCCCUGAAAUUAUUUGAUGAAAUGAGAAGUCAAAAGUUUAAACCAAAUAUCUGCACAUACACUGUUUUGAUGAAUGCUUUUGCUAGGGAGGGACUCUGUGAGAAGGCUGAAGAGAUUUUUGAGCAGCUUCAAGAAGCUGGGCAUGAGCCUGAUGUGUAUGCUUACAAUGCCCUCAUGGAAGCUUACAGUCGUGCAGGUUAUCCUUACGGGGCAUCAGAAGUGUUUUCACUCAUGCAGCACAUGGGGUGUGAACCAGACAGAGCUUCCUUUAAUAUCAUGGUUGAUGCAUACGGUAGAGCUGGUCUUUAUGAGGAUGCUGAAUCGGUAUUUGAAGAGAUGAAGCGGCUAGGAAUAACCCCAACGAUGAAAUCUCACAUGCUACUCCUAUCUGCCUACUCUAGAGUUGGCAAUAUAGCUAAGUGUGAGAAUAUUGUAAACCAAAUGCACAAAUCUGGACUUGAACCAGAUACCUUUGUCCUCAACAGUAUGUUGAACCUGUAUGGCCGGUUAGGCCAAAUUGAAAACAUGGAGAAAGUUUUAAUUGCAAUGGAAAAGGGACCAUAUAAAGCUGAUAUUAGCACGUACAACAUUUUGAUCAAUGUUUAUGGACGGGCUGGAUAUUUUGAGAGAAUGGAAGAGCUAUUCCAGUUGCUUCCUGCCAAGAAUUUGACACCUGAUGUGGUGACCUGGACUUCACGACUUGGAGCCUACUCUAGAAAGAAACUAUAUACAAGAUGCUUGGAAAUUUUUGAGGAAAUGAUUGACGCUGGCUGUUACCCAGAUGGAGGAACUGCCAAGGUACUUCUCUCAGCAUGUUCUAGUGAUGAUCAGAUAGAGCAGGUUACUACAGUGAUUAGAACAAUACACAAGGACGUGAAGACUGUUUUGCCAAUUUGAAUGAAUACUGCCUGUUAAGUAGAUCACAUUCAAAUAUAUAUCUGUGCAGUUUUUUUGUAUCUUCCUUUACUACUUGAUAUGACAGGCGUCCAUGUAUUCACAAAAGUAAAUUGCUGUAUAUGUCACAAACUGAAAGUAGAUUCUCAUGAAAUGUGUAAAUAACAGAUACGAAUUGCAUGCUGUCCAAUAUAUCUCAAAUGCCUAUAUAGGCAUAUGCAUCAUACCCUGCUAUACUACUGAAUUGAAAUGACUGCUGAUACCUCAACUUUCAAGCUUUCCGAUUUACAUAUUCAUUGCCUUGUCAAACAGUAAACGAUUGUUAUGCAAAAACAGUAAAUGAUUGUUAUGCAAAUUACCUUAAAUUAUAUGCAUGAGGGAACAUAAAGAAUGAUAAAAAGGGAAUGAAAGGAAGUAAAUGGAGGGUAGCUCUGCAUUCACCGGAAAACAAUAAUCUAGUGAGAAACAUUUAGACACUAGACAUGAUAGCAAAUAGAAAUCACAUGGAAAAGGGCUACUCAUGGACUGGAUGCUCUUUGGGGAGGACAGAUGGACAACUUUGUUGAUACAAUGUUAAAGUUAUAUGGUAAAGCUAUUAUAUCUACAGAGUUGAAAAGAAUAUAGCAUUGUUUGAGUUUUAGGAGGAA